Molecule: messenger RNA, 2351 nt
Organism: Hansenula anomala
Lineage: Eukaryota; Fungi; Ascomycota; Saccharomycetes; Phaffomycetales; Wickerhamomycetaceae
Gene: SWE1
Product: tyrosine protein kinase SWE1
Exons: 2
Coding region: 11-1975 (654 amino acids)
Biological process (GO): protein phosphorylation
Molecular function (GO): protein kinase activity; ATP binding
Source: RefSeq, a predicted model, not a curated record
AUUAGAUAAAAUGACAUAUGAAGCAGAAUCCCCAUUUGAUAGUGAGCUACAUCCAUUACCAAAUCCUUCGAUACAUUUCCAAAACAAUAGUCAACAAAGAAAUGAAACUGAAUCUCCAACUGAAUCUCCAUCAAGACCUGCAAGACAAAAACUCAAACUGGACCCAACAUCAACUGCUACUGCUGCAAAUAAAAAACUGUUGAACAUUAAAAAUAGUGAAACUACUUCACAACAAGAACCUGAUUUCAUAACACCUAAUUCAUAUAAAUUUGUCAAACCAUUACAAACUGCAUUUAUGUCAUCUGGUUUAUUGAGUAAGAAGAAUAGGAAACUAAGUGAAUCAGUACAUCCACCAGAAACUCCAUGCAAAAAACCACUACAGCUUAAUGUCCCUCAACAAACCAACAAAUCAUCAUUUCCAAGUUCAAAUUUAUCUAAUGAUAAUUCACCUUCUGUACUUUCAUCUUCUUCAUCCUUGCCAAGAUCUGCUAGAGCUUUAAAUACUCAUGAAUUAAGAGAUUGUAUCCUCAAGUUUGCUAAUGAUUUUGAUGAUAGUAAUGAUUCAAUAUUUGAUAAUGAUGGUGACUUGAUUUCACACGAUCCUUCAACUCCAACUCGUUUAAGUACUGCUCAAAGUGCAGCUUUGUCCAAAAGUCUGAAAUUGAACAUUCAAGCUUUAUCUCAACAACAACCAACUCCAUCAAAUAAACAUACUCCAAGAACACCAGUUGAUGCUACAGUUGAUUCAAGUGAUUUAUCUAAUAUGACAAGUUUUGGUGGUAGUAAUGUUUCAACUUACCAACCAACUUCUGCAACGGCUAAUUCUUCAUUUGAUGAACAUUUAGUAUCAAAAUUUGAAAAUGUUCAAACUGUUGGUAAAGGUGAAUUUUCAAAUGUUUAUGAGAUAACUUUUCAAAGUGCUAAAUAUGCUGUUAAAAGAAUUAAAACUCCAUUUUUAGGUUCAAAACGUCGGAAAAGAAUAUUUGAAGAAGUUGAGAUUUUAAAAGUAUUGCAAGAAAAUGAACCAGCUGAUGAUGAAGGUAAAGAAUAUGUCAUUAAUUUCAUUAAUGAAUGGGAAUUUAGUGGACAUUUGUACAUUAUGACUGAGUUUUGUGAAAAUGGAUCAUUAGAUAAAUAUUUAUUGGAAAAUGGUACAAUCUCUAAGCUUGAUGAAUGGAGAAUUUGGAAAAUAUUGGUUGAAAUAGCUAUGGGCUUGAAGUAUAUUCAUGCUUGUAACAUACUGCAUCUUGAUUUGAAACCAGCAAAUAUUUUUAUUACUUUUGAAGGUUCAUUAAAGAUUGGUGAUUUCGGUAUGGCUUCCAAAUAUCCAACACCCCCAAGUUUUGAAAGAGAAGGUGAUAGAGAAUAUAUUGCACCUGAAAUUAUUUCACAACAAAAGUAUGAUAAACCUGCUGAUAUCUUUUCACUUGGAUUAAUUAUGGUUGAAAUUGCUGCAAAUAUUAUUUUACCAGAUAAUGGUGUUCCAUGGCAAAAAUUAAGAUCUGGUGAUUUAUCAGAUGCUGGAAGAUUGAGUUCUACUGAAUUACAUUAUAAUAUGACUCAUGGAUCAAUAACUUCCAAGAACUCAACUUAUUCAUCGUUAUUAAAUGAUACUGGUCAUACUGGAUCUUCAUAUUCUUCAGUCGAUGAUUCCAACAUGAAGAAAAUCCCAGCUUGGACUCCAAGAUUUUUGAUUGAUGGUAAAGGUGCUCUGGAUAAAUUGGUUAAAUGGAUGAUUGAUCCAUCACCAUUAAACAGACCAACAGCAGUUGAUAUUUUGAACUCUUUAGAGUCACAGUUUGUUGAAGUUAGAAGAAAAGCAGGUGCUGUUAUUUUUGAAGGUGAAUAUGGACCACCUCCAGAUCAAGAAGAAGAAACAAUGAUGAACAAUGAGUUGAGAAAUUUGAAUUUCAGUACCGGUUCUGGUGUUACAUUAACUGUGCCAAGUGAUGUUAUGGAUGAAGAUGAAUGGUAAUCAGUUUGACGAUUUUUAUGGACAAUUAGAUAUAGAGAAUUUAGAAUGGAGAGAGAGAGAGAAAAAAAAUUUGAAAAAGAAGGAAAAAGAUUACAAAGAAUUGUGUUAUUAAAAAAAAGUGCUUUUGCUAUAUUAUGUUUUAUAUUUGAAGCAAUGGAUAAAGGAAACAUCCACUUCAGUUUUCAGUUCUUUUAAGUUUCCAAAUGUUUUUUUGAAAAAGUUAUGAGUUUUCAAUUAUUAUUAUACCCCCUUUUUAUGCUUGAUUUUUCAACUUUUUUUACUACUACUAUCAUUCUUUCCUGCACAGAGAUAGUGAUCAUAUAUAUAGUGAGAUUGCUAUCUUUUUAUGAGGCGUAUUGUGUUUUGUUAUUUGUCA